AUGGGGGGAAGCUCACUUUCGACGGCAGAGGGAUUUGAACGAUCCCCAUACAUUUGUGGACUUACUUGUGCAACUUUGAAACCCACAAUGCGUCUGUCUUCAAGCGUUUACUAUCCGAAGUAUGGUAUUGGCGCCUUUGGGACGUUCCCUUUGAAUAUGGCAAACAGAGCAUGCUCAGCAGAUUAUGGUGUCAUGGGUUUAAGAUAUGGUUCAGAGAAUCUAUCAAUUGGGGUCUCCUUCGUCCCAUUUCCUUCGCCUGGUGAGGUACCCUACGGUGCAUGGUUGGCUGGGAGAAAACGAAAUUUAAGUGCAGGCAUACAAUACAAACCGCUAGGUGGAAGCAAGCAUCCUAUGCCUUUUACAGACUUGAAGAACUGGAAUUUUGCAAUCGGUUAUGGUCUGGGCUCAACUAGCCCACUCAGCGCUUCAUUUACUUUUGCACUAGAGCUCAUUAGAAGGUCACAGGUUUGUUAUAUUUUUUAUUAUUUGACAAGAAAGAUUCCUAUUGUUUGUUAG
Messenger RNA from Triticum turgidum subsp. durum (durum wheat), 516 nucleotides. The record is from the annotation of a GenBank genome assembly. Lineage: Eukaryota; Viridiplantae; Streptophyta; Magnoliopsida; Poales; Poaceae.